Molecule: messenger RNA, 1543 nt
Organism: Carya illinoinensis
Lineage: Eukaryota; Viridiplantae; Streptophyta; Magnoliopsida; Fagales; Juglandaceae
Product: polygalacturonase-like
Exons: 4
Coding region: 133-1326 (397 amino acids)
Biological process (GO): carbohydrate metabolic process
Molecular function (GO): polygalacturonase activity
Source: RefSeq, a predicted model, not a curated record
CCUUAACUCCUUAUUCAACUCCCUAACUCUGUCUCUCUCUCUCUCUCUCUCUCUCUCUCUCUCUCUCUCUCUCUCUCUCUCUCUCAGAUCAGACAGGAACACAAACAAGCACAUUUUCAUCCCAAAACCAAAAUGGCAAAGUACCAUAUGAGAAGCUGCCCUCUCGUUCUUUCACUUCUCUCUAUCUUAUUCUAUUCCUCCAUCGUCUUGGCCGCUCCCGUGACUACUUACAAUGUGGUCAGUUUGGGAGCCAAAGCAGAUGGCGGGACGGACUCAACCCAGGCCUUCAUUUCUGCAUGGACAAAAACUUGUGCCUCGGCAAAUCCGGCCAUCAUUUACGUGCCGGCCGGGAGAUUUGAUCUUGGCAAGGUGGUUUUCAACGGGCCAUGCAUGAACAGUGCCAUCGGGAUACACAUCGAUGGCACGCUCGUGGCGCCAUCGGACUACAGCGUUCUGGGAAAUGACGGAAACUGGCUGUUGUUCGAGCACGUUGACGGGGUUACGAUAUCUGGAGGGAUUCUUGAUGGGCAAGGCGCCGGCUUGUGGGACUGCAAGUCCUCAGGCAAGAGUUGCCCCAGCGGAGCAACGACACUGGAAUUUACGAACUCAAAAAACAUCGUGGUCAGUAGUUUGACCUCUCUAAACAGCCAGAUGUUCCACAUCGUCGUCAAUGGGUGCCAGAAAGUGAAAAUGCAAGGUGUCACAGUCGCCGCCUCCGGUGACAGCCCAAACACUGACGGCAUUCACGUUCAGUUAUCAUCAGACGUCACCAUCCUCAGCUCCAAAAUCCGGACCGGUGAUGAUUGCAUCUCAAUUGGCCCCGGUGCCACCAACUUGUGGAUUGAGAAUGUUGCAUGUGGACCUGGCCAUGGAAUCAGCAUUGGGAGUCUGGGCAAGGACCUGCAAGAGGUUGGUGUGGAGAACGUGACAGUUAAAACAGUUACUUUUACCGGCACUCAGAAUGGGGUGAGGAUUAAGACUUGGGGAAGGCCCAGCAAUGGGUUUGCCAGGAACAUCCUCUUCCAACAUGCCAUUAUGGUGGAUGUCCAGAAUCCCAUUCUAAUCGAUCAAAAUUACUGCCCAGGCAACGAAGGUUGCCCUGGCCAGGUUUCUGGUGUAAAAAUUAGUGACGUGACAUACCAGGACAUCCAUGGAACAUCGGCCACAGAAGUUGCUGUGAAAUUUGAUUGUAGUUCAGAGAAUCCAUGCUCCGGAAUAAGAUUGGAGGAUGUGAAGCUAACUUACAAGAAUCAAGCUGCUCAGGCUUCAUGCACCUAUGCUGCAGGAACAUCUUCUGGUGCAGUCCAGCCCUCAGGUUGCUUGUAGCCGGGGAAGACACAAACCCAGUUAGAAUAAAUAUAGCAUAGAAAAGAUCGAUUGAUGUUUUGUCCUUGAAUUUUACAGCGUGGUGUACGGUCAGGUCAUUGAAUAAUGUAAGUUUGUCGUUGCUUGAGCCUGCGGCGUUGCUAGCCCAUUGGGCUUCCUUGUAGCCUGGCCUUGCAGUACUUAUCAGCAAUUAAUAUAAUUCUAAAAAAAAUAUAAU